This is a messenger RNA of Exophiala viscosa, 852 nucleotides long. RefSeq names its product MC family mitochondrial carrier protein. The transcript is spliced from 3 exons. The record is from RefSeq and is a predicted model, not a curated record. Gene Ontology annotation, biological process: mitochondrial phosphate ion transmembrane transport. The coding region runs from base 1 to 852 and encodes 283 amino acids. Gene Ontology annotation, cellular component: mitochondrial inner membrane. Lineage: Eukaryota; Fungi; Ascomycota; Eurotiomycetes; Chaetothyriales; Herpotrichiellaceae. Gene Ontology annotation, molecular function: phosphate transmembrane transporter activity.
AUGCUGGGAGGUAUCGUCGCGUGUGGUCCAACUCACACAGCCGUCACGCCUCUUGAUCUGGUCAAAACGCGUCGUCAAGUCGAUCCCAAGCUGUACAGCUCCAACUUCAAGGCAUGGAGGACAAUCUACGCCGGUGAUGGUCUUCGUGGUGUAUUCUUCGGCUGGGCUCCAACGUUCGUAGGCUACAGCUUCCAGGGUUUGGGCAAAUAUGGUUUCUACGAGAUCUUCAAGCACGAAUAUGGCGACAACCUCUUUCCCAACGCAAACCGCACGCUCGUCUUCCUGGGAGCCAGUGCCAGUGCAGAAUUCCUCGCAGACAUCUUUUUAUGCCCCUUCGAAGCUAUCAAGGUCCGCAUGCAAACCACAAUGCCACCAUAUGCUCACAACCUGCGGGAAGGAUGGAGCAAAGUCGUGGAAAAAGAAGGCAUUGCUGGUCUGUACAAGGGCAUCGCCCCACUCUGGGCCCGUCAGAUCCCAUACACUAUGUGCAAAUUCGCAACAUUCGAGGAGACUGUCAAGGUCAUCUAUAAACAGCUUGGGAAGCCCAAGGAGAGCUACAACAAGCUCCAGCAGACUGGUGUAAGUUUCUUGGGUGGUUAUAUCGCCGGUAUUGCCUGCGCCGUUGUCAGUCACCCGGCAGAUGUUAUGGUUAGCAAACUGAAUUCCGACCGCAAACCUGGUGAGUCCGCUGGUAAAGCUGUUGGCCGCAUAUACAGCAACAUCGGCUUCUCGGGCCUGUGGAACGGACUUCCUGUCAGAAUCUUCAUGAUCGGAACAUUGACUGCGUUCCAAUGGCUAAUCUACGACUCCUUCAAAGUCUAUCUCGGACUACCCACGACUGGUGGCCAUUAA